GAGAAUUUAGGGGUUAUUUGUCAACGUAGGAAUGAAGUAAGCCUGUAUCGAACACAAGCUGUAGGGACAGCAGGUAUGAGAGCAGUUAAACACACAUGACAGAAAUUAAACUUGGGCUUUAGAACAACAGGUUGUACUGUAGGUUCUGCUGCUGGGCUUUUGAGACCCUGGUUCUUGGAGUAUGGUGUUCAGAACCCUACCGGUGUUCAGUCUUGCCAUUCGGCAACACACUCGCAUGCCCACCUGUUCAGUAAUACAUCCAGAUGCAUAACCCAAGAAUGGAAAGAUCUCUUUGUUUAAAGACCUUGCUCAAAAAUCACAACAUGAUGAGAUAUCGCCGUGUCCAUGCCUUGGUGGCCGUAUUCAGUGGGACCUUUGCGCCAGUUUUGAAACGUCCCAAAAUGUCUUAAUGUUUCCCAAUAUUUCAUAGUCUGAGCAGCCUCUGCCUUUGUGUGUGAUGGGUGGGGCCGGCAGGGGAGGUGGUUCUGGUUCUGGCGGCACGGGCUUAGACGCGUCUUCACUGAAAGGCGUAGCGACAGCUGAGGCUGGACGGACCAUUCCCCGGGUCGAGCACAAAUUUACGCAGUGAAGACAUGACCUCGCUUCUCCUACAAGUGGCCGUCUGCUUGGUCGGCUGGGUCUCUGUCUACGCUCUGCUGUGUUUCCUGAAUGGUCACCGUGGAUAUGAGUGGAACUGCCGCCUGGUAACGCUCUUCCACGGUGUCCUCAUCGUCUGCGUCACGGCGUACAUAGGCUACGUCGAUGGCCCCUGGCCCUUUACGCACCCAGGUACGGAGAACACACCCAUGCAGGUGCUGGCCCUGGUGCUCAGCCUGGGCUACUUCACCUUCGACAUGGGCUGGUGUGUCUACUUUCGCACGGAGGGACCUGUGAUGCUGGCCCACCACACGCUGAGCAUCAUGGGAAUCAUAUUGGUGCUCUGGGUGGGCGAGUCAGGCAUCGAGGCUUGCGCCGUCAUCUUCGGCAGCGAGAUCACCAACCCCCUGCUUCAGACACGCUGGUUCCUGCGGCGGACAGGCCGCUAUGACGGGCCGGUGGGCGACACGGUGGACCUGCUGUUCGUGGCGCUCUUUAUCUUUAUGCGCAUCGGCGUGGGCGGUCACAUGCUGUACUGCGAGCUGGCCUCCCCCCGCCCGCUGCUGGUGAUGAAAUGCGGAGGUGUGGCCAUGUACCUCCUCUCCUGGGUCUUCUUAGCCAACAUCAUGCGUUUUGCCUACCGCAAGUGUGGUGCUAAGUACCGUCAUUGGCAGCUUCGCCACAAGGGGGCAGAGGUCAACGGGCAUGAUGGGAAAGUGGAAUAAAACAGCUCCAUCGAUUGGCUCCCUUUCAGUUCUAAUCUCCUUUCUCCUUUUUCUAUCCCUACUUUAAAUCUCGCUGACGUAAUGUGACCUUUUUUCAUGUCAUGUGACGAUGUCAAGUCCCUCAGACUUGUUUUUUAAAAAAAAUAUUUUUAAGUCAUGAGAACUUCAAAAGUUUCUAAAAACCACAAGCUACUUAAUAAGAAGUUUUUGAAUGAACCGAUACUGUAGAAAAGCUUUUCCAGGUAGAGGACGUUAAGUUGAAUUGUGUCUGAGACCAUUUUAGGAACAGAUCCUUGGGAUUUCAUUGGCCGUUUCCAGUAAGGAGGUAAACUGUUUGUAAGUCUGGACAAUAUUAAAAUAUUUGUGGCACCAUU
This is a messenger RNA of Paramormyrops kingsleyae, 1696 nucleotides long. The record is from RefSeq and is a predicted model, not a curated record. NCBI's taxonomy places the organism in Eukaryota, Metazoa, Chordata, Actinopteri, Osteoglossiformes, Mormyridae.